AUGUCGAUUGAAAUAAGUUUCAUUUGUUUUUUCUUUCGUUCUUUCUUUUCUUCCUUCUCAUUCUCUAUAUAUCUAUUUAUCUCUUAUCUUCCUCUCUUUCUCUCUACCUCUCUCUGUCGCUUUAUCUCUCUCUCUCUCUCUCUCUAUUUCUCUAUCUAUCAAUUUAUCUUCUUCGGUCUUUCUUUUCCGUCUUUUUUUUUCUUUCUUUCUUUUCCUUCCUUCGUUUUUUCUUUCUCCCGGCUAUCUAUAUAUCUGCUUCUCUCUUUCUCUCUAUCUCUCUCUGUCUCUUUUUCUCUCUCUGUCUCUCUGUCUCUAUCUAUCUAUCUAUCUAUCUAUCUAUCUAUCUAUCUAUCUCUUUCUCACUCUCACUCUUUUGACAUAAAGAACUUAUCAAUAUCUAUCUACCGAUCUAUUUUUCUCACUCUUUUAUCUAUCUAUCUAUCUAUCUAUCUAUCUAUCUAUCUAUCUAUCUAUCUAUCUAUCUAUCCCAUUCUUCUAUCUAUCUAUCUAUCUAUCUAUCUAUCUAUCUAUCUAUGUAUUCCGCUCAUAUUUUCUGUAUCUAUCCACCAUUCUCACUCAAUUUCUAUUUGA
Molecule: messenger RNA, 591 nt
Organism: Acanthosepion pharaonis
Lineage: Eukaryota; Metazoa; Mollusca; Cephalopoda; Sepiida; Sepiidae
Source: the annotation of a GenBank genome assembly